GCUCUUUAAGGCUCCGUCCCGGGGCGGGGCUACGGCGGCGGCCCGGCCAAUGGGAGGGGGGAGCCACGCUUGCGUCUGGGCGGGGGGCGUGCCUCCCAGGUCGCCGGGCUCGAAAAGGCGUGGCGCUGCCUUCCCGUCACGGGGGUGGGGUUACGUGUGGGUGACGUGGCGGACCCUAGGUUUCGGUCGGAUUUCGGCGGCUUCAGAGCCCGGGGAGGAGGCGGUGACGGUCCGGGAGGCUGUGGCAGUAGCUGCGGCGGCAGGCGGCAGACAGGAGAGGUUAUGCGUCUCAAUGAUCCCGCGGAAACGCUACGGGUCUAAGAACACGGAUCAGGGCGUCUACCUGGGUCUCUCGAAGACACAGGUCCUGUCCCCUGCAACUGCUGGCAGUAGCAGCAGCGACAUCGCCCCUCUGCCCCCCCCAGUGGCCCCGGCCCCCUCCCCUCCCGACACCAUGUCCUGCCGGGAUCGGACCCAGGAGUUCCUGUCCGCCUGCAAGUCGCUGCAGAGUCGUCAGAAUGGAAUCCAGACAAAUAAGCCGGCCCUGCGUGCUGUCCGACAGCGCAGUGAAUUCACCCUCAUGGCCAAGCGCAUCGGGAAAGACCUCAGCAACACAUUUGCCAAGCUGGAGAAGCUGACAAUCCUGGCAAAGCGCAAGUCCCUCUUUGAUGAUAAAGCAGUGGAAAUUGAGGAGCUAACAUACAUCAUCAAACAGGACAUCAAUAGCCUCAACAAACAAAUCGCUCAGCUUCAGGAUUUCGUGAGGGCCAAGGGCAGCCAGAGUGGCCGGCACCUGCAGACCCACUCCAACACCAUUGUGGUCUCCUUGCAGUCAAAACUGGCCUCCAUGUCCAAUGACUUCAAAUCAGUUUUAGAAGUGAGGACAGAGAACCUGAAGCAGCAGAGGAGCCGGCGGGAACAGUUCUCCCGGGCACCCGUGUCAGCCCUACCCCUUGCCCCCAACCACCUAGGGGGUGGUCCUGUGGUUUUGGGGGCAGAGUCCCGUGCCUCCAGGGACGUGACCAUUGACAUGGUGGACUCUAGGACCAGCCAGCAGCUGCAGCUCAUUGAUGAGCAGGAUUCCUACAUCCAGAGUCGAGCAGACACCAUGCAGAACAUUGAGUCUACAAUUGUUGAGCUGGGCUCCAUCUUUCAGCAGUUGGCACACAUGGUUAAGGAACAGGAGGAAACCAUUCAGAGUUGUAAAACUACUAUUUGGGGCCAGGAUCCCAUAUCAGAGUGCUGGUUCAAGUCCUGGCUGCUCCUCUUCUGAUCCAGCUCCCUGAUAAUAUACCUGGGAAAGCAGCAGAUGAUGGCCCAAGUUGGGGCCCUGGCCACUCUCAUGGGAGACCUGGAUGGAGCUCCUGAAUCCUGGCCUUUGUCUGGCCCAGCCCUGGCAGCUGCAGCCAUUUGGAGAAUGAACCAGUGAAUGGAAGAUUUCUUUCUCUCUGCCUCCUUCUCACUCUGUCACUCUAUCAGAUAAAUAAAUAAAUGUUAAAAUGAAUAAAUAAUUGUUUGGGGCCAAUGUUGUGCAGUGAGCUAAGUUGCCAUCUGCAAAGCUGGCAUGCCAUUCAGAAAAAAAUUACCAUUUGGUUCUUAUUAAUAGUUAAUGUUUCCCUUUUGAGAAAUACUGUAUUUUUAUUCAUUACAGGGAUAUUUUCCUUCAAUUAUAGAAACUGCUUAAGACCCUUGUCUGCUAAUCCAUAUCUAAAUUAUCCUAGGGUUGUUCCCAUUCUUUAUCUCAUAUUAGUGUGGAUCACAAUUUUCUUGAUAAUCUAUGUAUUAGUCAGCUUUUCAUGACUUUAAACCUGAGAGGAACAGCGUUAAAGGGAAGAAAGUUUAUUUUCAGCUCAGAGUUGUAGGUUUGCAGUCCCAGGUCAGGCAGUCCUGUUAAUCUGGCAUCCAAUAGAGGCUGGCAGUGGCACGUGUAGAGGGAUGAUCACGUGGCAUGCCAGGAGGCAGAGACACACAGGAAACAGAUCAGCUUCUAUAACCAACCCUGUAGGGAAACUAUCUUUUUUUUUUUUUUUUAAGAAUUUAUUUAUUUGAAAGGCAUUAUAUGUAUGUAUGUAUGUGUGUAUGUAGAUAUAUGAGAGAGACAUCUUCCAUCCACUGCUUCACUUCCCAAAUGGCUGCAAUGGCCAGAGCUGGACCAAUCUGAAGCCAGGAGCCAGGAGCUUCUUCCAGCUCUCCCAUGUGGAUACAGGGGCCCAAGUACUUGGGCCAUCUUCCACUGCUUUUCCAGACUUAUUAGCAAGGGAGCUGGAUUGGAACAGCCAGGAUUCAAACCAGUGCCCAUAAUAGCUAUUCCACAGUUCUGGCCCCAAGAACUUCCUUUCAAAGGCAAGCUCCUAAAGACCUCCUAGUAGGCCUGCCACCCAGUUUUCCAAACCAUAGCAGUUUACUAGUUUGAGGUUGUCUCACGUGUUGUAAGUGGUGAAUUACAGAGAUUCUGGAUUCUGUUGUGUUUGCCCAGAGAAUAUUGACGUCUUUUGUCUUGGCAGACAAUGAAAUUGGCAGAACUGAGGUAGUUUUUUAUAGUUUGGGGUUUAUAGUUGUUACUUAUGGAAUUAGGGGUCUAAUGGGAGAUACUCAACCAUCACUAGAAGCAGAACCUUGAAUGAGGUCAUCAGAUGCAGCAGUGUAGAUGUUGGUGACUUUGAGUCAGGUUCAAUGGAGGAAUGAGAGCAAAAGUUUGAAUGGAGUGGGGUUUAAGAGAGAAUAAGGAGGCCGGUGCUGCGGCUCACUUGGCUAAUCCUCCGCCUGCGGCACCGGCACCCCAGGUUCUAGUCCCAGUUGGGAUGCCGGAUUCUGUCCCAGUUGCCCCUCUUCCAGUCCAGCUCUCUGCUGUGGCCCAGGAGUGCAGUGGAGGAUGGCCCAAGUGCUUGGGCCCUGCACCCGUAUGGGAGACCAGGAGGAAGCAUCUGGCUCCUGGCUUCGGAUCAGCUCAGCAUGCCGGCCGUAGCGGCCAUUUGGGGGAUGAACCAACAGAAAAAGGAAGACAUUUCUCUCUCUCUGUCUCUCUCUCACUGUCUAACUCUGUCUGUCAAAAAAAAAAAAAAAAGAGAGAGAAUAAGGGGGCCAGUGCUGUGGCGCAGCAGGUAAGGCCACUGCCUGCAGUGCUGGCAUCACUUAUGGACACCAGUUCAAGUCCCAGCUGCUCCACUUCUGAUCCAGCUCUCUGCCAUGGCCUGGGAAAGCAGUGGAAGAUGGCUCAAGUCCUUGGGCACCUGCAUCCAUGUCAGAGACCCAGAAGAAGCUCCUUGCUUCAUAUCAGCGCAGCUCCGGCUGUUGUGGCCAUUUGGGGAGUGAACCAGCAAAUGGAAGACCUCUCUCUUUCUCUGACUCUCCUUCUUUCUCUGUGUAACUCUGACUUUCAUAUAAAUAAAUAAAUCUUUAAUGAAAAAAAAAAAAAAAGAAUGCCGGAGAGCAUCUGGAGUAAGAAUAGACAACACAUUUGAGGAAUUUUGCUUCAAAAUGGAGCGAUGGCUGAGAGAAAUAAGUCAGUCAGAAUUUUCUGGUUUAGUUUUUUAUUACAAAAGUUUUUAAAUCUACCAGGAAGUUGAAGGAGCAAUGAUAAGCCCUCAUAUCUGCCAUCAGAUCCUAUAGAUGUUAAUAUUUGGCCAGACUUGCUUUAUCUUUUUUAUUUCUGAACUAUCAUUUCUUUUUUUUUUUUUUUUUUAAGAUUUAUUUAUUUAUUUGAAAGUCAGAGUUACACAGGCAGGAGAGGGAGAGAGAGAAAGAGAAGUGGAGCAGCCAGGACUCGAACCAGAGCCCAUAUGAGAUGCCGGCACUGCAGGUGGUGGCUUUACCUGCUACACCAGAGCACUGGCCCCACUGAACCAUUUCAAAGUAGAUUCAUCCCUAAAUACUUUUUAUUUUUAUUUAUUUAUUUAUUUAUAAAGAUUUAUUUAUUUACUUGAAAGGCAUUGUUACAGUGAGGCAGAGGCAGAGAGAGAGAAGUCAUCCAUCCAUUGGUUCACUCCCCAAAUGGCCACAAUUACCAGAGCUGGGCCGAUCAGGAGCCAGGAGUAUCUUCUGGAUCGCCCAUGUAGGGGCAGGGGCCCAAGGACUUGGACCAUCUUCCACUGCUUUUCCAGGCCAUGGCAGAGAGCUGGAUCAGAAGUGGAAUACCUGGGACUUGAAUACCUCUGCCAGACAUGUGGGAGAGCUGGAUGGAGUUCCAUGCUCCUGGCCUUGGUUGUUGUGGCCAUUUGGGGAGUGAACCAGUGAAUGGACUACCUCUCUUCUAUCUCUUCUCUGCCUGACGCUCUUUCAAAUAAAGUGCAUAAGCACUUAAGCCAUCUUGAACUGCUUUCCCAGACACAUUAGCAGGAAGUGGAUCAGAAGUGGAGCAUCAGAGACACAAACCCAGACUCAGAGGUGGGAGACUGGUGGCAGCUUGCAAGUGGCAGCUUAACCUGGUACACCACAAUGCUGGCCCUUUUUUUCUUUUUCUUUGAACAUCAUUAUAAACUUAAAGUCAUUUAUUUUUUGUAUUAUAAACAGGGUAUGGGGCCAUCGCCAUGGCUCACUUGGUUAAUCCUCCGCCUGCAGUGCUGGCAUCCCGUACGGGCACUGGGUUCUAGUCCCCGUUGCUCCUCUUCCACUCCAGGUCUCUGCUGUGGCCCAAGUGCUUGGGCACCUGCACCUGGCUCCUGGCUUCAGAUAGGCACAGUGCCGGCCGUAGUGGCUAUUUGGGGAGUGAACCAAUGGAAGGAAAACCUUUCUCUCUCUCUCUCUCUCUCUCUCAUUCUCUCACUCUCACUCUCACUGUCUGUAACUCUACCUGUCAAAUAAUAAAAAAACAGGGUAAUCAUUACUUUCAUUGUGUAAAUUGUUCCAAAUUUGUCUAGUGAGAGCUCAGUGGUAAUCUAUUUGUUUUAGAGACUGAGAGAAAAUAAAAAUAUGUUUAUAUAAAAGUUGGUGAUCUAGAAAUCAGAGGGGAAAAUCCUUGAGAUGAAUUCCUUGAGAAGGUGAGCAGUGGGAUCCAGUACAUCAGGCAAGGGCUUGGCUGUGAGAGGAGCUGAUAGGUGAGGAGGGCAGAGCAUGUCAUACAGGUGCCAAAGGUGGUAGAUGAGGGAGUGGACUGUCAGGUCUCUUCAGACUGCUUCAGUCUUCUCAGUUCAUUAAGAAGAAAGGCCAGGGACCCAUGCUGUGGAUCAGCAGUUAAGCCAUUGCACCGGUUUGCUCCUGGAUGCCCCACUUUCGAUCCACCUCUCUGCUAAUGUGUCUGGGAAAUUAGUGGAAGAUGUCCCAAGAGCUUGGGCUUCUCUCAUCCCUGUGGGAAACCCAGAUGGAGUUCCAGGCUCCUGGCUUUGGCAAAUGAACAGCAAAUGGAAGAUCUCUCUUUCUCUGCCUCUCCCGCGCUCUGUCUGCCUUAAGUCUGUUUAAAAAAAAAAGAAGAAGAAGAAGAAGAAAGGCCACUGGUGGAGAGGAUGGGGCAAAGGAGGUGUGGGAGGCUUGAGGAAUGCACGGGUGGACACACUGCCUGUGGACUUACUCAAGCCUGCAGGCCAAGUCCGGGCCAGAUUUUUCUUAAUUCAAUACAGCACCUGGCAGAGCACUUGUACCCUUGGUUGUUGAUCAUGUGAAACGUGUUGAACACCUGCAUUUGUAGACAGCAGGUUUUUCAGCACCAGUUCUCUAAGCAGCUUUAAUUAGGCAAAGUGAAGAAAACAUGGGAACUCUGAUGGAGUAGAUGUGAGUGGAGUAGGCUUCCCGGAAGCUUUGUUGUUUACAAGCACCACAGAAUGUUCUGAUGAGCAUCCAAGUUUGGAAACCACAGAUCAAAAGGGUAUUUACUCAGUUAAUAUAUGUUGAGCACUAGCCAUUUUUAAGGUACUGUGAGUACAGCUAUCUUGACCCUUCAGUCGGAACGGGCUGAUUCUUAAUCUAGUUUGGUUGAGACCUAGUGAACCUCUUGCCAAGUUAGGCCAUAAAUGCUUCAGCUCCUUUGGCUAAGAUGUAUUUGGAACAUUACAAUAUUGUUAAGAAUUCAGUGAAACAGAAUUUAAAAAGAUAGUUGGGUUCCAUCCCCAAUGCCUAUGUUUUAAGAAGUUAAUUAUAGCAUAUAUGCACCCUUACAUUCUAGUCUUCCUUGAGUAAAAUUGACUUUCACCAUCAGUGUUCUUCAGUUCAUUGGUUUAGCAAACACUUGCUGCUGUGAGCCAGUACAUGCAAGCUGGGACUGGGAAUAGGAAGCUACAAGAGCAUUCUGGUCUUUAUGGAUCUCACUGUCUAGUAGGAGAGACAUAAAUUGAUAAUUAUAGUUCACUAUGAUACGGGGAAGAAGAGAAAGGGGUGAGAGAACUGAGAGUGAAUACCUCUUCUAGAAGGAGUUAAAGUACUUUCCCAGAAGUGACACUGGGAUAAGAGUUGCACCAAAAAGGGGAAAGGAAAGGCCAUUCCAUAAGGGAGAAGAGGGAGACACACCAAAAAACUUUAAAAAGAGCUUGGCAGAGUGAGGAAUGCAGAGUUAUUCUCUAUGGCUGGGGGAGUGUGGUGCAUGAAGCUGCAGAGGCAGGGCAGAUCCUGUGUGCCACAGCAAGAAGUUUGCUCUUGGGAAGAGAACACAAGAGGAAGCAGAUCGAUACUGGAUAAGGAGAAUGCGGUUUCUUCCUGGCACACUGAAUGUGUUCGUCAUCUUUUUGUUACAACCGUGAAAUACAGAAAGGUUUAUUUUAGCUCACAGUUCUGGAGGUCCACUGUCCACAAUCAGGUGGCCCUUUUGGUUGGGCAGUUGGUGAAGGCAUUCUGCUGGCAGAGUCUUAGGGUGUCACAGCGCAUCACAUAGCAAGAGAGCACAUACCUGUGUCUCUGUGGUCCCUCAUAAAGCCACCAGGUUAUAAUCACGAGCUCUACCACAACGCUCUAAUCUAAUCACUUCCCAAGGGCUCCACCUUGAAACCAUAAUUGGAUUAGGUCUCUACCCUUUUAGUGCCAUUAUCAUAAGACAGUGGGGAGGAAUUUCCCCCCAGUUUUUUUUUUUUUUUUUUUUUUUUUCCUGUUUUUAAAGGUUUAUUUUUUAUUUCCUUGAAAGGCAGAGUGACAGGGAGGAAGAGAUGGAGAGAUCUUUCAUUGGUGGUUCACUCCCCAAAUGGCCACAAUGGCUGGAGCUGGGCCAGAAGCCAAGAGCCUGAAACUCCAUCAGGCUCCCACAUGGCUGGCAGGGACUCAAGCACUUGGGCCAUCAUCUGCAUUCCGAGGCACAUUAGCAGGGAGCCGGAUCAGAAGUGGAGCAGCUGGGGCUGAACUGGCACUCAUGUGAGAAGUAAAGAUGUCUAGGAAUUGGAUCAGGGGAUUGGAUUAAUUGGAUCAGUGCCAGCAGGUGCAGUUGAAAGAAGCAACUUUGCAAAAGCAUGAAAGGAAAUAAUAAAGUAGAGGAAAUUGGUGGGCAACAGUAUAGAAAUUGAAGUUUUGAAAGGAUGGUCUUUUAAAAAUAUUUAUUUAUUUGAAAGUGUUACAGAGAGAUCUUCUAUCCCCUGGUUGACUCCCCAAAUGGCUACAAUGGCUGGAGCUGGGCUGAUCUGAAGCCAGGAGCUUCUUCUGGGUCUGCCAGAAGAAGACUGGGUGCAGGGGCCCAAGCACUUGGGUUAUCUUCUGUUGCUUUCCCAGGCACAUUAUCAGGGAGCUGGAUCAGAAGUGGAGCAGCUGGGUCUCAAACCAUCAUUCAUAUGGGAUGCCGGCACUGAAGGUGGUGGCUUUACCCGCCCCAAGGAAGAAUUUUUCUCCUUAACAGUACUUACUUCAUUUGUCAAGCAGAGACAGAGAUCAGUGUUGGUUCACUCUCCAGAUGCCUAACCGAGCCAAAACUAGAAACUGGGAACUCCAUCCAAGUCUCCCAUGUGAGUGACAGGGACUCAACUACUUGAGCCAUUAUAGGAAAUGAAUUAGGAGCACAGCUGGAACUUGAACCCAGGCACUCUGUUAUGGGGCCCGUGCAACAUGAGGCAUCUUAAGCAAGUGACAUCUUAACUGUUACACCGAAUGCCAUCCCUGAGGUUAUCCUUUUAAUGAUGAUACCAGUUUGAUAACUUGUUUAGGGUGGUGAGUGUCAGAAUAAGUGCUGAGAAGUGAUGCUUUGAGUCGAUGUGAUUGUCCAGCUCCCCACUACCUGGUGAUCCGUGCCUGAGUCGUUUGUUAGUUGUACGCUACAACAUACAAGAAAUGGUUCUGUCAUGCUGGCGCUGUGGUGUAGUAGGUUAAGCAUCUUCCUGCAGUGCCGGUAUCCCAUGUUUUUUAAAAAAUGGGGGCCAGAGACCAGCACUGUGGUAUAGUGGGUAAAGCCACCACCUGCAAUGCCGGCAUUCCAUAUGGGUUCCAGUUGGACUCCCAGCUGCUCCCUUCCAAUCCAGCUCCCUGCUGAUGGCCUGGGAAAGCAGUGGAGGAUGGCCCAAGUGCUUGGGGCCCUGCACCCGCACGCAAAACACAGAGGAAGCUCCUGGCUCCUGGCUUCGGAUCAGCACAGCUCUGGCUGUCGUGGCCAUUUGGGGAGUGAACUAGCAGAUGGAAAGCCUCUUUCUCUGUGUCUCCCUCUCUCUCUAACUCUGCCUCUCAAGUAAAUAAAUAAAUCUUUAAAAAAAGAAAUGGUCUGUCAUCUCUUCUCCCUGUAUUAGCUGGGAUUUUUCUGUAAAGGAGCUUUCUCCCCCUCUAAGUUAUCACUGUAGAAUCAUAAAUUUCUUUGUUUUUAUUACAUGUACUAUAUCCCAUCAUUAGUCUUUAUGCUGAUCGGGUUUCCUAAAUCUGGCCAAAUAGAGCCACAUCAUGUCUGUUUCUGUGUCCUCUUCACAUGACCGUAUUACUCUUUUUUUUUUUUUUUUUUUUUUUAAGAUUUAUUUAUUUGAAAGGAAGAGUUACAGAGAAGCAGAGGCAGAGAGAGAGAGAAGUCUUCUAUCUGCUGGUUCACUCCCCAAAUGGCCGCAAUGGCCAGAGUUGGGCCGAUGAUCCAAAGCCAGGAGCCAAGAGCUUCUUCUGGGUCUCCCAUGUGGGUGCAGAGACCCAAGGACUUGGGCCAUCUUCUACUGUUAUCCCAGGCACAUUAACAGAGCGCUGGAUCAGAAGUGGAGCAGGGGCUGGCACUGUGGCAUAGCGGGUAAGCCGCCGCUUGCAGUGCCAGCAUCCCAUAUGGGCGCCAGUUCUAGUCCCAGCUCUUCCACUUCUGAUCCAGCUCUCUGCUAUGGCCUGGGAAAGCAGUAGAAGAUGGCUCAAGUCCUUGGGCCCCUGUACCCACAUGGGACCCAGAGGAAGCUCCUGGCUCCUGGCUUUGGUUCGGCGCAGCUCUGGCUGUUGUAGCCAAUUGAGGAGUGAACCAGCAGAUGAAAGAUCUCUCUCUGCCUCUCCUUCUCUCUGUGUGUCACUCUUUGAAAUAAAUAAAUAAAUCUUCUUUUUAAAUUUUGUAGAUUAUUUAUUU
Messenger RNA from Oryctolagus cuniculus (rabbit), 9412 nucleotides. It is a transcript of the gene STX5, whose product is annotated as syntaxin 5. The record is from RefSeq and is a predicted model, not a curated record. Gene Ontology annotation, molecular function: SNARE binding; SNAP receptor activity. Lineage: Eukaryota; Metazoa; Chordata; Mammalia; Lagomorpha; Leporidae. Gene Ontology annotation, cellular component: Golgi membrane; endomembrane system; SNARE complex. Gene Ontology annotation, biological process: intracellular protein transport; vesicle fusion; endoplasmic reticulum to Golgi vesicle-mediated transport.